UUGAUGUCGGGACUCUUUGACUUGUCUUUGGGCUCAAAUGAGCUGUUUGCUGUUGUAGGGAAACAUUAGUCCUCUCUACAGCAGGCAGCCGGGGGACGCCUCAGCACAACUUUUUCCCUGCAUGCGGUGCGGGUUUCUGUACUUUGGACUGCGGAGAUUUAACAGAAACUCUUCUUUUUUGACACUUUUGUUAUUGGUUUUCAUUCAUCGUUGAAGAAAAGUAUUCAACAUCGCCAGAGGAGCUGGAAAGUAGCAGACAUGCCUCAGCUCAGCAGCGGCGGCGGGGACGACCUGGGAGCGAAUGAUGAGAUGAUAGCGUUCAAAGACGAAGGAGAGCAAGAGGAGAAAAUCCAAGAAAACGCGUUCACGGAGAGAGACCUGGCCGACCUCAAGUCCUCUCUGGUGAACGAGUCGGAAAUAAAUCAGAGUCCUAACGCAGCGGCGGUCAGACGGACACAGCAGGGCGAGCAGAGGGGCUUCCUAGAGAAACACCGGGAGCAUCUAGACGGUGUGUCGAAGCAACAAGAUGGAGGGAUGUACAAGACGCCGGCUUAUCCGGGGUAUCCGUUCCUGAUGCUACCUGACCCCUACCUCCCCAACAGCUCGGUCUCUCCAUCUUCAAACAAAGUGUCGGUGGUGCAGCAGUCUCACGGGAUGCACCCGCUGUCGUCCCUCCUGCCCUACAGCAACGAGCACUUCAGCCCAAGCCCCCCACACCUGCCCACAGACAUGAGCCAGAAGACAGGCGUUCACAGGCAGUCCCAGGACCUCUCAGGGUACUACUCCCUCCCUCCAGGCGGCGUCGGACAGAUCACUCCCUCCAUGGGCUGGCAGAGUCAGCCCGUCUACCCCGGUCUGUCCCCCUGUGGAUUUAGGCAGUCCUACUCCUCCAACCUCUCCGGCUCCUCCUCCUACUCCAGGUUCUCUCACCCACUAAUGCUGGGCCCAUCAGGCAUGCAUCCCACAGGGAUCCCUCACCCUGCCAUAGUGCCCCCCACAGGCAAGCAGGAACAUGACCAGUAUGACAGGGGCAUGUAUGUGAAGCCACAGGAGGCCAAACGGGAGAAGGAGCCCAAGAAGCCAGUCAUCAAGAAACCUCUGAACGCCUUCAUGCUCUACAUGAAGGAGAUGAGGGCGAAGGUCAUCGCAGAGUGCACAUUAAAGGAGAGCGCGGCCAUCAACCAGAUUCUGGGCCGAAGGUGGCAUGCACUCACCCGGGAGGAGCAGGCCAAGUACUACGAGUUGGCCCGUAAAGAGAGACAACUCCACAUGCAGCUCUACCCGACCUGGUCUGCCAGAGACAACUACGAGGCGGGCCUUAGCGGGGUCGCAGGGGAAAAGAGUAAAGCUGAUUGGGGAAAGAAGAAAAGGAGAAAAAGGGAGAAGCUGCAGGACUCCAAUGCAGACCCGGGCUCUCCUAAGAAAUGCCGGGCUCGCUUCGGUCUCAACCAACAAACGGACUGGUGCGGUCCAUGCAGGAGGAAAAAGAAGUGCAUUCGCUACCUUCAAGGAGGAGGCUGCCCCAGCCCAUCUUCUUCAGAUUUAAGUGCUAUAGACUCUCCCCCAUCCCCCUCCCCUGCCCGCCACCGUCUCUACCAGCACCAGCACCGCCCACUCUCCCCUGGCUGCUCCCCUCCUACUCCCACCUCCCCAUCAACACGUCUCCUGUUGUCUCCUCCGGCACACACACGCUCACACACACGCCUGCCCCUGCAGCAGUCAGCCAUCAAGCGCUGCGACCUCCAACAGCCAGCAACCAAACACAGCCACACACACCUGGAACUGUCCAGCAAGCAAAUGCACAGCUCGACGGCGGCGCUAUCGGCCGCCAAGGCAGCAGGACUUUCUCUUAAAGUGCUAACAGAGACUCAGUGAUCGAUGUGGUGUUCUCACAUCCAUGAUCCUCUUCACUUUAGCUUCUUCCAGAGCCAUGAAAAUCCUCACCUGGUGACAUUCUCAUAGUUCUCACAGUGUUCUGGUCAGAGGCUGAAUCCUCCAUGGUAUUUGAUUUGAAGUGUCAAAUGUCAGAUUUGGAAAAGAUGUGGCUCAGGUUGUCAUCAGUCACUGGAAAACUGUCUUCAUGGUGGAUAACUGUAAGCAUGUACUGAGGCUAUUCAUACUUUCAAAAGGGUGUCCAAGUUUGGCAUGAAAAGUUCAAAUGGGCAGCUGCUGUGAUUUGAAGGGGGAUAAAUCUGGAGGAUACAGCCCCUGAACCCUUAGCCGAUGAUGUUCCAUUUGUAGAGAUCCUGAAUUCUAUCAAAGUGAUUGGUCUUGCCUUGAGGACAGCUCUGCUUCCUAACAUUAUUUUACAAAUAAAAGCCAUAAGCCCCCUGAUACUCCUGUGUAAAGUCCACCCUGUGCUCCUACUGACAAUCACAUAUUUAACUCAGCUCUGCUUUAUCUUAAGAAUGAAACAAAAGGCAGAGUUCCAAGAUUCAAAUUGAGAGCCUUUUUGAACUGUUUUAUAUUUAACUCUAAAAUCCAGUCCUUAUCAUCCGCAAGUUUCAUAAGAUCAAACCUGAGGGGAGCAGAGAGCUGGACCAGCAGAACCUCAGCUUUAAAGAGACCAACUUUAAGCUGCCGUUUUCACUUCAGUUUUAUUCCAUUUCCAAUUAUCUCAUAUUGCAUAUCAUGCGUAUUUGCUUGACUCAGUAAAAUGCUUUAACAGGUUAAAAAAGUCUCAAAAUUACACAAGUAACAGCAUAAACACUUCGAGUUCCAGUAAUUUCUAGGCACUUUCAGGCUGUCAGUUUCUUGCUUUAUCAACUGUUACAUUUUUGUUCUCUGAAUUUUGUUAUGUAUUUUUCUCACCUGUAUUUUUGAAAGUCCGCUGGUGAAGAGAUAAAGAGGAAGGCUUUUCUUUUGACUGAACAUUUUUGCAGCUCCGUAAACUAACCCGAGACCAAAUUGGUACUAUUAUAUUGCGUUGUGUUGUAAAGUUUUAUAAAUGUUGGAAUUCCCUAUUAUAAUUAAACUUUUUAUAUGUUUUUAUGUAAAAACAAAAGAAAUAACAAAAAAGAUUUUAGUUUGUAUCAUUUCUAAAGCAAUACAGUUUGUGUUUGUCUUCUGUGCAGAAUUUCACUUUUUUGUUCAAGUGUUACUGCAGGAUCAUUUAAAAGAUAUCUUGUGUUCUCGAUCUGUGCAUGUUCAAUGUUGACAGAAUAAGAUUUGAUUUAAACGGCUUUAAUUUACUGCAGCUUCAAACUCAGCUUCCAGCACUCUGUUACCUGCAGGCUGAGCUUUUGUACAGCAAAACCGUUUUCCUCCAGCAGAGAGAGCUCUUGUGCUAGAAAUAGCUCGUUUUAUUUUGAGGAUGUUCACGUCAUUAGUGGCAACACCUCAGAGAUGUUUUUGUAUUUUUUACGCCUCAAAAGCCUCUGAUGUAUUCCUUGUUUUUGUUUGAUGUAUUAAAGUGUUUCGAAUA
Cheilinus undulatus (humphead wrasse) is the source of this 3424-nucleotide messenger RNA. It is a transcript of the gene tcf7, whose product is annotated as transcription factor 7. Gene Ontology annotation, cellular component: beta-catenin-TCF complex. Bases 259 to 1875 code for a protein of 538 amino acids. The transcript has 13 exons. Gene Ontology annotation, molecular function: RNA polymerase II cis-regulatory region sequence-specific DNA binding; DNA-binding transcription factor activity, RNA polymerase II-specific. The record is from RefSeq and is a predicted model, not a curated record. Gene Ontology annotation, biological process: canonical Wnt signaling pathway; regulation of transcription by RNA polymerase II. NCBI's taxonomy places the organism in Eukaryota, Metazoa, Chordata, Actinopteri, Labriformes, Labridae.